This is a messenger RNA of Ilex paraguariensis (yerba mate), 1230 nucleotides long. Lineage: Eukaryota; Viridiplantae; Streptophyta; Magnoliopsida; Aquifoliales; Aquifoliaceae. The record is from the annotation of a GenBank genome assembly.
UUUCUUACUCUUCUUCUCAGUGGAUUGAUCCCUAGCGCCUCCUCCUCUUCGAGUCUCAGAGACUCUCUCUCUCGCCGCCUUCUCCUUGAAGCCACAAGCCACACGCAUCCCAGCCCGUGCUUUUUUGAAUAUACUGUUGAGCCGGCCAUGGAUUCUUUAACCAUCGACGAAUCGAAGAAAGUCAAUAAAUUUCUUAACGAUCCAGAAGAUACUAACAUCGAAAAUGUUAGUUCUGAUGGUACUAUAUAUUCAUCGGCGAAAAGCUUCGAGGAGUUGAACUUGUCUCCGGAAUUGUUGAAGGGAUUAUAUGUAGAAAUGAAAUUUGAACGCCCGAGCAAAAUCCAGGCAAUUAGUUUACCCAUGAUAUUGACUCAUCCGUACAAGAAUAUGAUAGCUCAGGCACACAAUGGGUCUGAUAAGACCACUUGUUUCACGCUUGGUAUGUUGAGUCGGGUCUAUCUCAAAUUCCAGGCUCCUCAGGCUCUUUGUAUUUGCCCUACCAGAGAACUGGCUAUUCAGAAUGUGCAAGUUCUUCAGAAGAUGGGGAAGUACACGGGGAUAACAUCUGAAUGCGCUGUGCCAAUGGAUAGCGCUAAUUAUUUGCCCAUUUCGAAGCGAGCGCUUAUCAUGGCUCAGGUAGUGAUUGGCACACCUGGUACGAUCAAUAGAUGGGUUACAGCGAGGAAAUUGGGCUUGAGUUCAAUGAAGAUUCUUGUGUUUGAUGAGGCAGAUCACAUGUUGGCGGAGAGUGGCUUGAAAGACGACUCAGAGAGGAUAAUGAAGGCAAUUGUUAGGUGCAAUCCUGACUGCCAGGUGCUCCUGUGUUCUACCGCUUUUGAUGAUGCUGUCAGGGCAUUUGUGACAAAGACUGUUAAAGAACUCUUUUUAAAAGAUUACAAUGAAAUAAAAGUGAACAGAGAAGAAUUGUCACUGGAGUCUGUGAAGCAAUAUAAGGUGAAAAGUCCUGAUGAACUUGCAAAGAUUUUGGUGAUUAAAGACAAAAUUAUGGAACUAGGACAGAAGUUGGGGCAAACAAUUAUAUUUGUUCGCACAAGAACUAGUGCAAGUAUGUUGCAUAAAGCGCUUGUUGACUAUGGGUAUGAGGUUACAACUAUUCAAGGUGCUCUUAAGCAAGAAGAUAGGGACAAGAUAGUGAAGGAGUUCAAAGAUGGACUGACCCAAGUUCUUAUAUCAACUGGUGUCCUCUCCCGGGGUUUCGAUCAAUCAUAG